UACGGACGUGUUUUUUGGACAACGCAUGUUUAGGGGAUUAUCAAAAAGAAAAGAAAAACCAACAACAACAACAACAAAAAUAAUAUACCUUUAGUGAAAUUUGCAAAAUUUAUCAAAACGGCAGAAGCGUGGAGAAGUGAAUCAAAAAAAAAAAAAAACGGAAACGCAAUUUCGUUAUUCAAUGUGAGUGAAUGUAAGCGUGAAGGGCCAAAGCGUGCUUGCGUGCGUGCGUGCGACCGUGAGUAAGUGAAUCUGUGUGGCUGGAUGUGAGUGUUUUUGUAAAUUUAAUUAAAAUCUCCUCAACCCAGUUGAAUACGAAAAACAAAAACCAAAACAGCCAGUCAGUCAAGCAGCCAUUCGUAUAUCCUGGCCGCAGGAUUAAAACCACCACAUCACACACACACACACACACACACACCCACACAGACACAAUUUCAUAUCUCAUUUAAAAAAAAAAAAAAUCAAAUGAUUAAUGAAUAAUGUGCUGCAAUGCCGCGACUACUAUGAUGAAUUGUCUUUUAAAUUCCGGUGAAUAAAAAAACCAAAAAAAAAGAAAAUUAAAGAAAAUAUUUUAAAGAGUAUCUGUGGCAAUGGAGAAUGUUGCCCUAUUUUGCUUCAUUAAAUGAAUCUAUAGUAUAAUUGUGAAUGAAACAUAGAGAGCCCGAAGUUUUCAACGUGGGUGUAUGCCAGUGGCACUAGUAAAGCUUGCUGUCUGUUGUGUCUCUAUAUGUGUGGUUGCAUGAUGGAGGCAGAGUAAAGGCAAUCCUGAACAAACGCAAACUUUGAAAAGAAAUUUUAACAGGAAACGGAUGUAUGCUUGCUGCUAAGAUAUAACGGCAUAGCGCUGUACUUGCUGUUUUUUUUUCGAGGGAAAUGUAUGUCGCUGCCAUUAGAGGUCCCCUUUUGAUCCUGGCAAAUACGUGAUGAUGUAGCCAUAGGUGGUCUCCCUAUACCAAAUGGCAAAAGAAUUGCUGCUAUAUCAAAAAUAAAAAAAAAACCUAAAGCAUCUCAAGAAACCUUUAAUCCUUGAGCUGAAAAAGCACCAGCGUAAACGUCAACAUCAUCAUCAUCAUCAACAUUAUUUGUACAAAAGGCAGCAGCAAAAAAAGUAACCAAGGACUAGAACCAAAAAUAAAUACAUAAAGGAACGUUAACAUUUACGUUCUCCAUCCGACCUCCCUGCCUACCUGCCUUCCCUAAAUAGGGGUGGUAACUGGUGCCGCCUUUUUGCUCAUAAAAAAGUCAACGGAAACUAUUGCUGCAACAGCCACAAUGUCAAAAGUCAAACAUUAGAUUUUGAACAGAUUAUAAGGAUAUGGUAUGGUCCUUCGUAAGCUACAUAGGUCGGCUCUCUAAUGUCAAAGCUGCCUCCUGAACAAGUUUAACCCCAUUGCGCUGGGACCAACCACUCUAGCAGAGAGUACCAAACAACUGCCACACGACACCACACACACACACACACAUCAAACGGUCACAUCUGCUAUGAUUGCUGUUCACCUUCUUCUCCUCUAGCUCCACCUACGUCCCACGAAUGAUGAUCUUAGCCCAUAUUUCUGCCAUUAGACGUCAUUAUGUCAUUGUAUAACGUUAAGCACAAAUAUAAACAGUUUUGACUCAAGAGCUCUACAGAUGGCGUUUUUUUUUUGUGGGUCUAGUUGUUGUUGACAUUCUUGCUGGAAUUGCAAACCUGAUUUCGCUAGGGUUUGUUUGCGUAACUGCAUGAGUGUGUGUGCGUGUGAAUGAGUACGGUACUCAUAUGUGUUCUUACACAGUAUACAUGCUGGCAAUGAACAAUCGUCGUACUACAACAACAGUGAAACCAACACCAAGACCACCAUCACCAAUGGCAACAUCCGCAUUUGCAGUAUCGAAGCAAGCAUCGUUAUAAGGACCUUAGAGAGGGAGAGAGAGAUCCUAGCCAUCAAUCCCAAUUCACAAUCAUUUCCAUUCAAAUUCAGGGUCUAUGGUGUCCUGCUACCAUAACAGCAACAGCAACAUCAACAACUGCAGCGCAACUCUUCGUAUGCUGUAUCCACUUUGAACCAGUGCUGCUAACGAAUGUAGAUGUGGUUGAGUGAAUAUUUAUUUAGUUACCGGUUCACUUGCCAUGUUUGGACUGUAAUGGUGUACUUGGCUGGCGUAUACAACUGCACGACUCUGACAAUGUUAGAGAUAAGCCUGAGCAAGUUGAAACAAUUUCGCAAGCCUUACAACACAGAUACAGACAACGAGAACGAGCAAGAGCCAGCUUCAUAUUUAUGUUAGUUCAGCCGCAGCAUCAUUAUUGAUUGCAGCCAUUUACCCCUUCGACCCCCCCUCCAUCAAAUUGAUGUUUUUGGCAUUGGGGUCAUUUGACUGGACUUUCAGUCUUUGAAGCGUUAUGGGUGAUUUACAAGCAACAAUUGAAUUUUCUGUGGAAUUGUAUAAAUUUUUCAAUGUGGAUUUAUUUCAAAGGGGUUUGUACCAAGUACGAUGCUCCCUGCGUGUCUCACCUCGCCUGCCAGUACAAAUCGAGACCACAAUACCAGAAACCACAGCUAAUGGCCAACCCGCUGCACAGCCCAUUGCCAUAGCCAAUGGAGAGGCCAAUAAUGGCAGCGGCAUGGGUGCCAAUGGCUUGCCUGUCAAUGGUUGCCCAGACUCCGGCGAGCCCACGGAUCUCCAACAGCAACACCAACAGCAGCAGCAGCAGCAGCAACCAUCCGAUAUACCUCCACUGCCCAACAGUGUACACAAUCUGGCCUCGGCCAGCAUAAUUAAUGGGGCGGGAGCCUCACGUGUUUUCCAAAUACUCUAUCGCAAUGAAGAGGUGACAUUACGUGAUGUGAUAUACUUUCGGACACAUUUAUUAGUUGACAGUCGCCAUUUAAAAGAAUCUAUAGAACGUGCUGAAUUUUCAUUGCAACUGGAAUUGUGGUUUGCCGAGCAGAAUGCCACAGCCACCAACUUAGCCUUGGCAUCGACGCGUACACUGCAGCUAAAUUUUCAUCCAGGACGUGGCCUACACUAUCAUCUGCCGGUAUUGUUUGAUUAUUUCCAUUUGGCUGCCAUCAGUGUGGGCAUUCAUGCCAGUUUGGUGGCAUUACAUCAGCCAUACAUCAAUGCUCCCAAAAACUCCAAACCUUGGCUGGGAACGGGAAAACUCAGUUGUAGAGGCAGCAUGUCUCCGGGCCCUUUGGAAGCGGUUUUCUUUGGCCCUCAAGCGGUGAGCACAACGAAAUGUAGCGGUGGCCCGGCUGGAAGACUGUUACAAUCACGACAACUGCAUCGUGAAAUUUGUAGUCUACUUUUAGGCGCCAUAGAACAAUUGAAAAUUUCAUUAAAUGAAUUCAGCACCGUACUCCCACCGAAUAUUAACACACAAAUCGGUUCACCUCCGUUUCGGGAAAAUGAUACCAACGAUAGAUUGCACAAGAUCUUGGAGCAGGCUAAGAAUCACGACUCCGAAGAAGACUUCACCAUACGAGCCAACUCCGACAUAGCGCAACUCUGUGCGGAGUGCAUUAUGUUUUGGAGGCGAGUCCUAAUAGCCUCAACACAACCUUCCGUGCAUACGCUGCUGGCAAAAAAGCACCACAUACUGCGUGUAAGGCGAUUUGCCGAAGGCUUCUUUGUCAUGGAGAAUCCUCGUCACACGGCGGCCGGUUGCUAUGACAGUAACUAUCAAAAUUAUGUGGCCAUUUCGGAGAUGGCUAGACGCAGUCGUUAUAUGCAAUCUUUGCCUCCCUUGCCGGUACACUGCACUCCCAUUGAUGGGGAUACCAGUUCCAUGCCUUUGAUAUUUGAAGAUCGCUAUGUGGAACCGGGAAAAUUUACACGCAAAAGAACUGGCUCCGAGCCACAUUUAAAUCGUGUGGAUAUGUCGGUGGUCAAUGGGAAAAACAAAAUCAACAACUGUUCUGCCACAGAGAAGUCAAUGGGCUUAAACACCGGUCGAUCUGCUUCAGCGGGGGGUAAGGAGUGCUCAUGCGGUGUAGGCAGCUAUGAUUAUGCAACGAAAACAAAUGGCAGCAUGGCGGGGGUGUUGACGCCCCGUUUUGCUUUGGGUGGGGAGAUUUUACAGGCCAGCCUAACCAUAGCCCCUUCGGCGGCUUCAAAAGGGCCCAAUGCUCCCGUGCUGGGGCAUCGUUACAUGUCCCGGCAUUCGGUCAAUGGUUUGCUGGAUGAAAUCGACAGUGGCAUUGAUCCCACUAUGAAUGAAUUUUGUGAUAUGGGCAGUUCUGGUACACUGCCGGCGCGGCAUAGUAAAUCCUUGGAUCAAUUGGAUGGCACCGUACACAGUACUCCCUCGCUAAGGACUUACCACCACAACACAUUGGGCUAUGCGCCCAAGUUAUCCGAAAAUGAACUGAAUCAUGGCAUGUUGUACAGCGAGGAAGGCCAGGAAAAGACUUUUAAAGGCUUUGGCCUAAAUGGCAGCCGCAAACCUAAGGUUCAGGCCGAAGACCUUAUGAGAAACAUCAACGAGUUUCGCCUGAAAUACAAAAACUUUGACGACCCCUCCCAGGAAAUGACUGCAAAUGGUGGCAGCCAAUACCAGAAAUAUGGCUCCACCAAUGCCCACACCUUGGGCAGGGCUUGUAUGGACAUGAAUGCCACAGCUGCCAGUAAAUAUGACUACCUGCAUGAGAUCAAAAUGUUAAAUCCUCCCAAAAAGAUGAUGGAACGGCAGCAGUCCUAUUACAACUCUCUACCCAAGACCAUGACAACGAAUGGUGAGAUAAUACCACGCAACUCAUAUCCCCCCAUCCCCAGUGCAGUGAAUGGCCAGCCACAAAAUGGUGCAUUGGGUGUUGCAGCAGAUGCCCCAGGUAAUCCUACUACUCCCGCUAAUUCCAUAGUUUGGCCUCAGCAAAUAGCUAUACCCCGCAGUAGUUCUUCCCAAGCUUUAAGACAAUUAAAUAAUGCCAACACCACCACCAACAAGGAAGGGGAAUCCAAUAAUAGUUCCACCAUUCCUCGUUCAGUAGAAAUAGCUCGGGUGCGUGUCUCAGAUCUUAAGGAAAUGCUCAAGAAUGGCACGCUGCGCAAAGAGUCGAGCAGCUCGGAAAGUGAUAUACCCUCCAAAGUGAAAAAGGCCAAGGCGGAGCAGAAAAUGCUCUCCUCGGCCAGUGUGCCCUUUAAGCUGGACACCACCUCUACGUCGGCGGAACAAGAGCAAACCACAAGUGGUUUUAGUGAGUCAUUGCCGAAUCUAGUGCCGCCGCCCCAGUUCACCACCGAGGGAGUGAUAAGUGACUCCACCUCCUCACUGAGUGAGGAGAGUGGCUGGGUGUCCAGUCGACGAAGCUCCAUUGUACCCUCCAGUCCUGAGACGAUAUUGAAGCAACAACAAACCAAGGAGAGAAAUGAACUGGAGACCCGCCUAAAUGGAGAACAAUUGCGCUUAAAGCUACAAAAGCUCUUGGAACAGCAAAACAAAAGUAAAAAGCUCAAAGAGUCAAGGGGCCAGUUGAAGAGCUCCGCUGUUUUGCAAACUACCCCCGACGGGGGUUUGGUGAGCAAGAAAGUCACUUCGGUGACGGUGAAAGUGAAGCCAGAACGUUUGCGUUCCGAACUAAGAAGAAACCUAAGAAAUAUACCCUAUAAUGAAUCGACAGAAGUGGAAGAUUCCGAUUUCUCUUUGGUGCAAAAUCAGCGAAGAGAGCGUUAUCGCAAAGGAGAAAAAUCCAAAUCGGAAUUCGAUUUGACCAGCAUAAAGGAGAGCACCACGGCCAUAACGAAUGUCAGGGUGCCACCACCUCAACAAUUUCAAGAUGACCUUCUGCCGCCCGAUGAGUUUAGGGAUCCGCCAAUGACCAACACACCCAACACAACAACUGAAAAGCCCCAGCCACAGAAGAGGGCCAACAAAUCGGCGAAUAAAUCAACGACAAAUUAUGCAGCAGCAAACUCCAGCAACCAUCCGCCAACGCAAGACACCUAUCAGAGUCUCACCCAACACUCCUCUCCCUCGUCCUCGAUGAUAGUGCCACCGGCUCCACCACCACCUCUAAAAGAGAUACCGCCGCAUGCCAUGAAUCUGAGACAACCCAUUGUAGCCAUAGAUAAUCCCGUCUAUCACAUUUACGAGUCCAUGAAACCCAUAACACCGGCCAAUAUAUUCACCAAUAAGCCUGUAGUACGCUCCCAUAGCAUUAUCGAGAUGAAAAGACCCAAAGAUUUUGGCAACCUGGGCACUAAUAAAAUCUCUUUAGUCAACAACAAUAAAUCGAAUCGCUCGACGCCCUCGAACACAUCGAGCAGUCACAAACUACCCAUGAACUCCUCCCAAUCACAGCUGUCGAGUCAACCAUCCCAAGAUAACAUAGAGGAUGAAAACAAAGAGAACUCUAACGGUAUAGCCCAGCAGCAGACACCAGCAUCUGCGGCUCCACCGCAGCCCCACCAAUGUGUGGUCAUACGCUCGAGCAGCACUAAGUCACACAAGAAAACACCCAAAGGCCAGGAAUGCAACAUAUCGCUAAUGGAAUUUGAAAAAUAUCGCGAAGAAUUUCGCAAACAAUUGAAAUACAACGGCAGCAUUUAUUCAGACUUUACCAAACUCUCCUCAGAAUUGCCUUAUUUUUACAUCAGCGACGAGUAUCGUGCCUUCUCACCGAAUGGCAUGCAUUUAAUCAUCUGUGUUCAUGGCCUAGAUGGUAAUUCGGCCGAUUUGCGCUUGGUACGCACCUACCUGGAAUUGGGUUUGCCUGGAGCCAAUUUGGAAUUUCUCAUGUCCGAAAGGAAUCAGGGUGAUACAUUUUCCGAUUUCGAUACCAUGACUGAUAGACUUGUUGCUGAAAUUUUAUAUCAUAUCGAAACCUGUGGACUCAAUCCAACACGCAUUUCAUUCGUAGCUCACUCAUUGGGAACAAUUAUUGUACGCAGCGCUUUGGCACGACCACAAAUGCGUUCACUACUGCCACGCCUGCAUACAUUCCUCUCAUUAUCGGGACCACAUUUGGGCACAUUGUAUAAUACCAGCGGCCUGGUCAAUAUGGGUAUGUGGUUUAUGCAAAAAUGGAAAAAAUCCGGCUCUCUACUACAGCUUUGUAUGCGAGAUACCAGCGAUAUGCGCAAAAGCUUUCUAUAUCGUCUCAGUCAACGCAGUAAUUUACAUCAUUUUAAGAACAUACUGUUGUGUGGAUCCAGUCAAGAUCGUUAUGUUCCUGCACAUUCGGCACGUUUGGAAUUGUGCAAGGCAGCGAUAAGAGAUAACUCCAAUUUGGGGACAAUAUACAGAGAAAUGGUUAACAACAUCAUAGCACCUAUCUUGGCCCGUCCCGAACUGACUCUAACGCGUUAUGAUGUACAUCAUGCCUUGCCGCAUACCGCCAAUACUUUGAUAGGCAGGGCGGCACACAUUGCCGUCCUUGACUCGGAAUUGUUUAUAGAGAAAUUCCUAUUGAUUGCCGGUCUAAAAUACUUUAGUUAGCGAAUCAAAACACAUGGAAAUCAUCAUCAAAAAGGAUAAAUCAACAUUUACAACAUAAUGCAAUAAGUAAACGAGUUGAAGAUCACUCAAAAAAUUUAACAAAAAAAAAAAAAAAACACGAAAAUUAGCACGGAAU
Messenger RNA from Stomoxys calcitrans (stable fly), 7553 nucleotides. RefSeq lists its product as uncharacterized. Lineage: Eukaryota; Metazoa; Arthropoda; Insecta; Diptera; Muscidae. The transcript is spliced from 9 exons. Bases 2381 to 7417 code for a protein of 1678 amino acids. The record is from RefSeq and is a predicted model, not a curated record.